AUGCAUGUUUGUCCAAGUCGCUCAUGCGGUUUAAUGGGAAAGUCGGGGUCUAAUAGCUAUAGCCAGCUAAGUCCCACACAUAAGCAAGGAAAAAGGCCACACCAGUGUCAGAUUUGUAAAAAAGCAUUUAAACAUAAACACCAUCUAAUAGAACAUUCACGUCUGCACUCCGGCGAAAAGCCAUACCAAUGUGACAAGUGCGGGAAGCGUUUCUCACAUUCUGGGUCCUACUCACAGCACAUGAACCAUAGGUAUUCCUACUGUAAAAGAGAGGCCGAAGAAAGGGAGGCCGCGGAGAGGGAAGCCAGAGAGAAGGGUCAUUUAGAACCGACAGAGCUGCUGAUGAAUCGAGCUUACUUACAGAGUAUAACACCUCAGGGCUACUCUGACUCAGAGGAAAGAGAAAGUAUGCUGAGAGAUGGAGAGAUUGAAAGAGAGCAUGACAAGGAGGUGGAGGACGUUUAUAAGCUUGGGAGACAAGAUGGAGAUGAAGAGUUUGAAGAGGAAGAGGAAGAAAGCGAGAAUAAGAGCAUGGACACGGAUCCGGACACGAUCCGAGACGAGGAGGAGAAUGGUGAACAUUCAAUGGACGAUAGUUCAGAGGAUGGUAAAAUGGAAAUAAAGUCAGACCACGAAGAAGAAAACAUGGAGGAUGGCAUGUAAUAAACUACUGCAUUUUAAGCUUCCGAUUUUCUCCAGUAGUCUUGUUACCUGCUUGAAAACUCUGCUGUGUUUAAGCUGUUCAUGCACGUGCCUGAAGCUUCCACGAAGCCUGUAUAGAUGAACUG
This is a messenger RNA of Bufo gargarizans (Asiatic toad), 788 nucleotides long. Its product is annotated as zinc finger E-box-binding homeobox 2-like. Bases 1 to 663 code for a protein of 220 amino acids. The transcript has 2 exons. Gene Ontology annotation, molecular function: DNA-binding transcription factor activity, RNA polymerase II-specific; RNA polymerase II cis-regulatory region sequence-specific DNA binding. NCBI's taxonomy places the organism in Eukaryota, Metazoa, Chordata, Amphibia, Anura, Bufonidae. The record is from RefSeq and is a predicted model, not a curated record. Gene Ontology annotation, biological process: regulation of transcription by RNA polymerase II; anatomical structure development.